UCCCGGUGUAAUCCAUGUGUGGGAGGCGGAGGUCAACAUCAGUGCCCGCCCUCCAUUGCGGUCCAUCUUAGUUUUCCACUGGAACUGGAGCACAGCAAUGUGUCUAUACUGGCCGAGCCCCCGAAAUCCUCCCGCUUGUUUGCCGCCUCCCCGCACUGGAAUGGCAGGCCUAUGGUAGGCACCACGCCCUACUUUUUAUGUAGGUGCCGGGGAUCCAAACUCAGGUCCUCGUCUGCUCAGUCCUCUAGAAUAGGAAUUCUUAACCUUUCUCUGUGCCGCAGACAUUUUUGCAGAUCUUAGAAAAACUAUGGAAACCCUUCUCAGAAUUAUGUUUUCAAAUGCAUAAAACUAAAUAUGAAGGAUUGCAAGGAAACUUAAAUGCUUAUCAAAAUAUUUUCAAGACUUUGAUGUAGUAUUGUAUAUGCUUUUAUUCACACAAAACAACAUCGAAAGCAUUUUUUUAAGUCAUGUUUAAAACAUCUACAGCAAUGUGAGCUCUGCUGGUGAUGAUGCCACAGGCCUGCUGGUCUUCAGCUAAAAUCCAGUGACCAUUGAGUUAACUUUUUCCCUAGCUACGUUCACCUAACCUGGUUGUCUGAGUUUUCUUUGACAUGUUAAGAUAAGUUGUUUCUGUUUGCUUGUUCAGUUCAGGUUGUUAGAUCGACUUCUUUCUUCUGUGUGUGCUUUCUGGACCUGGACUGUUUGCAGGCUUAGCAGUAAAUGAGGACUUGAGUAGAAAGGAGUCAGCAACUGACUGGAAAGGAAAGAUUUGAACGGAAGUUCAUGGCGAUGCUCCCUGUAGGUGCACUGUGUCCCUCUCCCUGGAGCGCCAUGUCGCUUGAGUUCAUAAUGCUCAGGUGGACUUUAACAUCUGAAUUAAUCAAGUAUCUAAUUAGGUAAUUCACGGGAGGGUUUGUUUGUCGACACCCUCAUAGCAGUCUUCUAUGCACCUCUGGAGCCGUGACGCUCUCCCAGCUGAGCUCUUUGGCUGAGGAAUCCUGACAUCCCUGUAAGGAGAGCAGAUGGACCACCCUCUCCAUCUUGCUGUGGUCUCGGGGGGAGAUGAACUGCUGCAGUCCCAAGGUAUGGAAAGCGGCAUCCUGGGAAGCGGUGAAUGCUGAGCUAGGGAUUGGGCCACUUUUCUAGACAGCUAGAUACAGCUCUCCCCUGCUCCUGGCCCCUGUAAUUAAGCUGCCCAUUUAGUUUAGAUGCUUCCAUUGCUACGCCCCAGCUCUCAAGAAUGUCUCUGUGACCGGAAGCAGAUGGAGACACUCAGAACCGAGAGGGUGGUCUUACUCAUUUCCCCACGAUUCUUGUUCUUAGCCCAUUCUUCUGAUGCAACAACUGAGGCUUGGGGAGAUUACUACCUGUCUCCUUAGUACCUUGUUAGUCAGAAGGAAAACCAGGUCUGUCUGAUGCAAGCCAGGCAUCCCAUGUCCAGUGAGUCUCUCCUGCCUUCAGCAAGCUGUGGACAGGAGCUAAGGAAUGCCAGGAAAAGUAAGACCAGAAGGAAGAGUGCCAACAAAGGCUUCAGGAAGGGAGACAGAUUUUAAAAGGUAGAUGGAACCUGCAGAAUCCCUCAAACAAGUGACCAGGAAUAGGCUAGCAGCGGGGUUUACAGCCCAUAUGACAGGCUGCUCAGAUCAGGGUUGGUGGCUCAUGUCUGUUACUUCACCAUAAGGGAGCUGAGGCAGGUGGAUUACUGUAAGUUCAAGGUGAGUCCCCCCACCUUUUAAAAAAGGAAACACUCUUCUUGCCUUUGCAGGAACCAGGCACACACAUGGUACACAGGCAAACAUACAUGCAGACAGAACACUCAUACACACCAAUAACUUUUUUUAAAGAAAGAGCAAAGGGGCUGGAGAGAUGGUCACUGGUUAAGAGUACUUACAGAGGACGUUCAGUUCUCACUACCCAUGCCAGGCAUCUCAUGGCAACCUAUAACUCCAGGGAUCGCAGCUCUUUUCUGGACUCUCACAAGUGUGGCACACACACACACACACACACACACACGUCAUAGAAAGGGAGGGGAGUGGUGGCGGAAUCCACAGCCAGAGCAGUAGCUGUCCAGUGGCCAUAGGCCUAGCAGAUUCACAGAGGUUCUGAGAAUAUCACUUUACAGAGCUUCGAAACCAUGUCUGCUAGCUCUACGCUGGCCUCUACCCUAUCUGCAGCACCAUGGACAUCCAUGCCCACCUCCUGACCUCCCAGAGUCCAAUAGCAACAGUGUGCAGGUCUUCAGCAAGUAUUUCUAUGAUGUCUGUGAUCUGGCCCUAGGGUCCAGCCUUCAUGGGACCAGGUAACUGAGAUAAGCUGCCUGCCCUAGGGUAAGGCAAGGCUUCCUAUCUUACUGGCCAUCUUGGACUCAACAUGCUUGAGUCACAUUCCAGGCUGGCCACCCGCCCAUCCCAACAGCCUGCACCUCAACUAUGGGAAGAAGGGGCCCACCUGGGGCAAGACUGCACUCCACUGCCUCUGAGCCCCAGCUCUGGCAGAGCCUUCCUUUUUAUCCUGAGUAAUUGUGCCGUUGUCAAAUGAUGCUGUCGUUGUGUGUGGUGGAGCCCUAAUAAAUAUAUGUUCCCACAAAACAGAAAAACCUAUAAAUCAAUAAGGAAAAAACGCACUUACUAAAAAGUGAGCAGCCUGCAUGAACAAUAACCACCAGAGAAGAAAAGCCUCAUGACAUGUUGUUUAACAGGACCAGCAAUGGGUAGGGGCUACCAGGAUCCCGGCUGUGGGCUGAAGUGACGCGGGCCUGUGGCUUGCAGUCCUGGCUCUGCCCUUUCAGAGGAGAGCCUUGCACAUAAUGCUGAAAGAUGGAGAUGGAUAGCCUGUCUCGUGGUGGAGAAGAGCGGAUGGGUUAACUCACAGAAAGCAUGCCGCACAGCGGGUGGUGAAGUGGCCUGCUUAUUGAACAGCGCAUCAGUGAGAAAAGGAACUUGGCCAAGACUCCUGGCACUUCUGCCCGUGGCUUCCUUCGGCUUACAAUACUGCAGUCUGUUGAUGUCAAGGUGAAAAGUGCGCUAAGACCCGACUCAUUUCCUCCACUCACAGUGUGAUUGAGGCACCAAGCCCUCUCUCCCUUUCAGAAACACCAGUUUGUCAUCUGUGAGACGGGCUGCCCUUGGUGACCAGGCAGAGGACCUACACUGAGCUUUCUUUACCACAGUUCCUGAACAUGAGUGUUGGAGCCUCGAACAAGAUCUUCCCCCAGGGGGAUGCCGAGAUCAACUCUACUGCUGGAGGGAAAGGCCGCCCUGGAGGGGAAGAGACCCAGUCCUGUGUGACGUUGACCAACAGGACGGGCUUCUUAUGCCAUGACCGAAGGCAUUGCAUCCCAGCCCACGGGGUGUGUGAUGGUAUUCGCACCUGUCCCCACGGUGAGGAUGAGGAUGAGAACUUGUGCCGAGAUGUGCCCCAGAGCCUCCCCAACUUCCUCCUGGCCCACUGUGGAGAUUCAGCCUCCUGGAUCUACUCGGACCAGAGAUGUGAUGGCAUUAACAACUGUGGGGACUGCUCAGACGAACUGAGCCCAGUAACCGCAUGCCCACCUUGUGGCCCCGGCUGGUGGCACUGCACUCCGACCAUCUUCAAGUACUGCAGCUGUAUCCCCAGGGUUCUGUGCCGGGACCAUGUACAGCACUGCUCUGAUUGGUCAGACGAGUACACCUGUUCUGGACCCUGAGAGAACCCCCCUCCGCAGCGUGGAAGCUGUCACCAGGAACCUUUCUUUCACCAGCGCAUCAAACCUUAGACCACAAGGGCAGGAAGGAGCCUGCCCUUCCAGUGACAUCUCCCCAUUGUCUCUAAACAGGAAUUAGCUUUCUCGUU
Messenger RNA from Arvicola amphibius (Eurasian water vole), 3831 nucleotides. It is a transcript of the gene Ldlrad1, whose product is annotated as low density lipoprotein receptor class A domain containing 1. The transcript has 7 exons. NCBI's taxonomy places the organism in Eukaryota, Metazoa, Chordata, Mammalia, Rodentia, Cricetidae. Gene Ontology annotation, molecular function: protein binding. The coding region runs from base 3179 to 3685 and encodes 168 amino acids. The record is from RefSeq and is a predicted model, not a curated record.